This is a messenger RNA of Myripristis murdjan (pinecone soldierfish), 5706 nucleotides long. It is a transcript of the gene pank4, whose product is annotated as pantothenate kinase 4 (inactive). Gene Ontology annotation, cellular component: cytosol; nucleus. Gene Ontology annotation, biological process: coenzyme A biosynthetic process. The record is from RefSeq and is a predicted model, not a curated record. Gene Ontology annotation, molecular function: ATP binding; pantothenate kinase activity. The transcript has 20 exons. Lineage: Eukaryota; Metazoa; Chordata; Actinopteri; Holocentriformes; Holocentridae. The coding region runs from base 19 to 2370 and encodes 783 amino acids.
UCCUUUCAGUUUUCGACCAUGGCGGAAUGUGUUCGAGUUGAAGGGAGUAGUCACAGCAUGGAUAAAAGCAUUACUCUUCCACCUGACGAGAUAUUCCGCAAUUUGGAGAACGCCAAGCGGUUCGCCAUAGACAUAGGUGGCUCUCUUACAAAGCUGGCCUACUACUCCACUGUUCAGCACAAAGUGGCCAAAGUACGAUCUUUCGACCAUACUGCAAAGGAGGUUCCUAGCGACAAGCUCUAUGAGAUAUCUGUGCAGGAAGAGAUCACUGCACGCCUGCACUUUAUCAAGUUUGAAAAUGCAUACAUUGAAACAUGCUUGGACUUCAUCAAAGACCAUCUGGUCAACACUGAAACCAAAGUCAUCAAAGCCACAGGCGGAGGGGCACACAAGUUCAAAGACCUCAUUGAGAAGAAACUUGGACUCAAAGUGGAUAAAGAGGAUGAGAUGACCUGCCUUAUCAAGGGCUGCAACUUUGUGCUGAAGAACAUCCCCCAUGAGGCUUUUGUCUAUGCCAAGCACGCUGACUCGGAGUUCCGCUUUCAGAAUACGCACCCAGACAUUUUCCCUUAUCUGCUUGUAAACAUCGGCUCUGGGGUGUCUAUUGUAAAGGUUGAAUCAGAGGAUAAAUUUGAGCGCAUAGGAGGGAGCUCAAUAGGCGGGGGGACAUUCUGGGGCCUUGGAGCCUUGCUCACCAAAACAAAGAGAUUUGACGAAUUGCUACAGUUGGCCUCAAAAGGGCAGCACACAAGUGUGGAUAUGCUUGUCAAAGAUAUCUACGGAGGAUCUUAUGGGUCUUUGGGCUUGACUGGAGAUCUUAUUGCGAGCAGUUUUGGGAAGUCUGCUACUGCUGACAAAGACUUUUCCAAAGAAGACAUGGCCAAGAGUUUACUCCAUAUGAUCAGCAAUGACAUCGGGCAGCUGGCCUGCCUGUAUGCCAAGCUCCACAACCUCUCCAGAGUGUAUUUUGGUGGCUUCUUCAUUAGAGGACACCCUGUCACCAUGCACACAAUCACCUACAGCAUAAACUUCUUCACCAAGGGUGAAGUUCAAGCCUUGUUCUUGAGACAUGAAGGCUAUCUUGGAGCCAUUGGAGCAUUUCUUAAAGGAGCAGAGGAAGACAAUCCAAACCAGUACAGCUGGGGGGAGAAUUAUGCUGGAAGCUCAGGCCUGAUGAGCGUUUCUCCAGAUAUAAAUCCCAUGCAACGUGCACGGAGUGGAACGUUUCCCUUUGACAUGUUGGAGAUGGACCGCCUGGAGAGGCAGCUGGUAAAUCUGCCUCUGCUGCAGGAUGCCUCUUCCUAUAUCCCUGACACAGUGGAUCUAACAGAGGACGCUCUGGCCCGCGAGUACUGGCUCUCCUGCUUCGAAGAGGCCCUAGAUGGGGUGGUGAAGAGAGCUGUGGCGAGUCAGCCUGACAUCCCAGAGGCAGCGGAGCGAGCCGAGAAGUUCCGUCAGAAGUACAGGCACAAGCUUCAGACCCUCCGCCACCAGCCUUUUGCUUAUGGAUCCCUCACUGUCAGAAGUCUGUUAGACACGAGGGAACACUGUUUAAACGAGUUCAACUUUCCUGAUCCCUACUCUAAGAUCAAACAGAGGGAGAAUGAUGUGGCUCUCAAGUACUACCAGAAGGCCGUGAAGUCCCUGGAGGAGCUCAGCUGGGAGGAGAGGCAGUUUGCCCUUGUCAGGGGCGUCCUGGCUGGGAAUGUCUUUGACUGGGGAGCCAAGGCUGUGUCUGAUGUCCUGGAAUCUGAUCCAGAGUUUGGGUUUGAGGAGGCUAAACGGCAGCUGCAAGAGCGGCCGUGGCUUGUUGAUGCCUAUGACCAGUGGAUUGAGAGACUGAAGGGUCCUCCUCACAAGUGUGCCUUGUUUUUCGUAGAUAAUAGUGGAAUGGACAUCAUUCUAGGGGUAAUGCCCUUUGUCAGAGAGCUUCUCUGUCGCGGAACAGAGGUUGUGCUGGCCAGCAACUCUGGUCCAGCUUUGAAUGACGUCACUAACGGUGAACUUCAAAUAUUGACCGAAAGAAUAGCUGCUAUGGAUCCAGUGAUUCAGUCUGGGCUGAAGGAGGACAGGCUCACGUUGGUCCAGAGUGGCUCCAGUUCUCCCUGCCUUGAUCUGAGCCGUUUGGACAAAGUGCUGGCCAUGGUGGUGCGGGAGCGGCAAACCGACCUGGUGAUCAUUGAGGGCAUGGGCCGGGCCAUCCACACAAACUACUACGCCAUGCUCACCUGCGAGAGCCUCAAGAUGGCCGUCAUCAAGAACUCAUGGCUGGCUGACCGACUAGGGGGGAAGCUGUUCAGUGUGGUCUUCAAGUACGAGGACCCAACCAGAAAACCCAGCAAGGAUACCGUAGCUCUCACACCCUCAUGAGCCAGCCUAGGUUGUGUUUCGGUUGGGCAGGAGGCUGAAGUCGAGGAACCAGUCAGAACACAGACUGUGGUGAUCAUGAGGAUCGUACUGCCACUUGUUGAAUGAAUGAUUGUAGUACUUACUGUAAAAUUCAGGAAGAUUUUAAAGAUGAUCCAUAACAGGGAGGCAUUCGAUUUUAAAACGGGGGUCAUUUUACCACAGGUUUUAUCUAGGGCUGUCAAACGAUUCAUCAUUCUAAUCGCAUUAAUCACAAGGUAAUUCGUGAAGUAAUUGCGAUUAAUCACAUAUUUACAAUGACUUGCUUCCUUACCGUUUCAUUGUUGUAUAGUGAAUUUGGAAAUGAUUUUUGUUUUGCAGAGUUAAUACAAUGGAUUCCCUGACACAAUCUGUGAUUUUCAGACUGUUGUCCUAUCAGCAUUGUCUUCCACAAUGCUGAUGGGACAACAACAGUCUGUGGAAAUUUAUUUAGCAGCUGCAUUACUCAGUUCUGCUGUGUUGACACAUUUGCCCAUAACACACUCCACAAGUGUGGUAUGACGUUGCUUCUACCACUGGAAAUGCUAGCAGAAACAUGUUUGGCACUGAGAUAUUUUAAAAUCAUGCUUAGACUGAACAAUAUUUCAGUAUUGCGGUUUGUCCAUAUGACUAUUUCUGUCCAGAGAUCCAUCGGUAAGCUUCUUGAAAGAAAACUGUCCAUCCAGUGGGUCACAGGAUGUCUUGUCGUUCAUUUUGUUUAUUAUCAGUAUUCAACUCGGUGUUGGCAGCAUGUGCUGCAUUUGUGACAUCAUGUGGGUUUAAGGGUAAAAAAUGAGUCGAAGUUCAACAUUUCAUUGAUUUCUGUCAAUUGUUUAAUAACGUGUUAAGUAGGGUUGGGUACCGAAACGCAGUGCCAAUAGGGCACCAGUUCUGACGUAAACGGUAGUAACGAGACCGAAUAAGAACGAAAAUUUCGGUACCUCAUUUCGGUGCCGGUCGCUGGUGUUCCGGUGUCAACUUGCGGUUGUUUAACGUGAUGUCAGUGCCGCUACUCAGCACACUUGUUGAUCAGAACUGAUAGUGAGAGGAUCAAUAAAGAUGCUGAAGGCAAAACGCUCCAGGGUUUGGCUGCAUUUCACGUCUAAGGAGGAUGCAGACUCUGCGACAUGCAACAGACGCCUUAAAGCAAUGUCGUGCAAGGGAGGUAACACGUCAAAUUUAAUGAAACAUCUGGCAUACAUGGAGUUUAUUUAAAAGCUGAACAAUGCACCGUGUUUGAUAAUCUACAUCAGCGGUCCCCAACCACCAGUCCACGGACCGGUACCGGGCCGCGAGACAUGCCCGACUGGGCCGUGCAGACCGACUGUAACCCCCCCCCUCCACCACAGUUGCGCACAAAUGGCACGAGUUUAUUAGUUCCAUAUGUUACUUGUAUUUAUAUUGUUUAAAUAUUUAAGUUAAUAUUGUGUUCAAUUUGGCCCUAGAAAUAAAAGGGUAUUGUUUUUUGACAAAGUGUGUGCGUUUUUGUUUUUUUAAGUACCGGUUCGAGAACCGUUUAAGCACCGGAACCGUUUAAAAAAUACCGAGUAGGCACCAGUAUCGGAUAAAACCCAACCGAUACCCAACCCAAGAGUUAAGGUCCUCAAAUUAAUCGCAUGCAUUAACGCGUAAACUUUGACAGCCCUAGUUUCAUCAGUACAAUUUACAUUGAUUUCUUUCAGGCGUCCAAUAAGAUGUACAAUCACUUAGUUUACCACCAUCGUUGCUGCCUACUGACCUCAUUCAGUACCUGAAGUGUGUUGUCGUUAAAAGGGAAAUCAUCAAGGGUUGUCUUCAGCAGGCUUGUUCUUUAAACAGACUGUUAUGGCAGAUGAGAUCUUUAGCUUGUGGACACAGACAUCAGACACAAUAAAAAAAGAAAUUGCAUCAGUCAUUGGCACCCUGCCAGCACACUGCAUCCAGUUACCAUAACGAUGCUGUGCAUAAUGGGGACGAGAUGCUUUUGCUGGUGUGUGUGUGUGUGUGUGUGUCUGUGUUCACACGCACCACAAGGGUAAUUACAGCUUUCAGUGGCAAAGCUUUUCACAAAAAGUGUGUUUCAUGUGCCUUGAGGCUGAUGUGAUCAAAGCAUCAUUCACUCACUAUUCAACCAGCUUGCUUUUAAUUUCUGUUGAAGGCUGCAAUAUACAGCAUAUAGCACAUCUGCUUUUGUUUUACAGCGAUUUCAUGCCGUAGACGGGAGUCCAUUUCACACAUGCACUGGACACUGCAAGUUAUACCGAUGUCAGCCAGAGGAGCUGUAUGUGUGAACACAAAUGUCUGCAUCCGUUGUUCCGCACUUUAUCCUCCCAGCUCCCUGCUACUAAGAGUGCAAAAUGUGCAGCACAGCCCAUGUAUGAAUAGGGUAGACACAGAUAGUAUUUCCUGUACGUGUGAACGUGUCCUGUUGUGUGCUACAUGUGUGAAAGGGCAUCUGGACCUGAUUCUCCGCUAAUUUGCAGAGUUGAUGUAUGAAGAUGUUGUAGAUUGAAUCCAUGGAUUUCUGUUUUUCAUUACUUCCAGGGGGUGAAUUGAGAUUAUUUAGAAAGUAUACAUGUGAUAUUAUCAUCUCUUAAGUAGUUAUUAAAGUUGCUUCAGGGAAUGUGUUUGACCAGUAUGAGUAGCAGCACUUAAUGACAGGAGGUUUGCAGUAAUUGGACUGUGUUACUCCACAAGGUGGCAGUGUUUUACUGUGAGUAGUCUUUAUUUUUGAACAUCUAGUAACUUUCCCAAAGUGCUUGGCCUCAGAAUCAACACUGCAUUAUUUCAGGUUGAAAUGUCUUCUCUUGGAUUCUUCAGUGAUGUUUUGCUUUCAUCACAAUAUCACACAAAACUUAAAAUUUUAAUGAUCCUAGAGCCAUAGGCUGUUAGGCCAUGGCACAAAUGGUAUGGAUUUACUUUCAUAAAAAAUUGGCAUGUAGAAUUAAAAGCUGCUAUUUAUCCUAAAUUAAAGAUGCAACUGUUCAAAGGCAAUAAAACCACAUCGCUUCAUUUUGAACAAACUUAACACUGUGAGAUUGGAAAGUGUCUGACCUAAUGUAUCGGUUAUUUCGCUGCUCAACAAAUUAACUCAAUUCAGUAUAGUUUGUCAGAUUCUAGAAGUCUUGCCUUGCUGUCAAAAUGUUCUCCCAAAGUUAUAGUUCCUUGACACGUGGACAUCACUUUGUGAUAUUGUAAUGUCAUUUGUACAUACAUGUGAAUUAAGAAAGUGUGUAUAUAAUUCAUUUGCAUCACUUCAUAUAUGCUCACAAAGCACAAUUUUGUGUACUAUAUAUUCUCCUGACAAUCAAUUUUAAUUAAAUGGUGAAAACCUAUAUUUUA